Molecule: messenger RNA, 2325 nt
Organism: Hyaloperonospora brassicae
Lineage: Eukaryota; Oomycota; Peronosporomycetes; Peronosporales; Peronosporaceae
Source: the annotation of a GenBank genome assembly
AUGCGUCUCCGUCCGCUGCUCGGCGCCGUUUGUCUCUCGGCUGUCGCAUGGCCUCACCACAGCGCUGCGCUUGAGACCGUCGCGAGUGCCGCCGACCUCGCGGCCAUUGAGCGUUCGACCAAAGUCCACGCGCUGGUCGUUAUCCGGACAAACGAAGGGAAAGACAUCAGCGACGACGACGACGACGAGCCCCCGAGCCCCGACGAGCUCAUCACUACGGCGUAUCCGGAUCUGCCGGAUAUCGAAAAGGACCUGGCAGGGCUCGUCACGUUUGGAGUGGUCGACAUGGCGCUGCACGAUAAAACCUCAGUGGGCAACCAAUGGCAGUUGAGGAAACUCCCAGCGCUGGUCGUGUACCAAGAGGUACCGAAAGAGAACCCGUACACUGGGAAAUUGUACCGAGCAGCGAUAACAGCUGACGUGUCAAUGCUGAAAAAACCUCAAAAGCUCAAAAAGAUGCUUAAAGCAGCGAUUCCGACGCAAUUUGUGCACGAACUUGCAGGAGACGAGGCGACGUGGAGUGUUUUGACCCAAUUGGUGCAAGAAAAUGCAAAAGAGCUCAAGACAGUGGUCCUACUGAUCUCGAAGCAGCGCCAUGCGUCGCCCAUGUAUCACGCUGUAGCCGCAGAGUUCAACGACGCGGGACUGAGUUUUGUGUUUUUGAACAGAGACGAAAAAGGAGCACAGGAGGUGAUGGAACUGCUGGAAGUGGACGCAGUGCCGGCGUUGGUGGUGCUGAAGUCCAUGACGGACCACGUUGUGUCAAGCGCGGAGAAUGUGAAGACGUACGGUGCACUCAAGAGCUUUGUAGAGCCUUUUGCUACGCAGAAAGGGACGAAGCGAGAAACGUCCGAGGGAGACAAGACAAACGAGAAGAGAAAGCCAAAGUUUGUUCGGUUCUUUUCUGGAUCAGAGUUUGAUGAGUUGGUGCUGCACUCGGACGUCGUGUGGAUCAUCGAGUUUAUGGAUGCACAGCGGGAGCAGCAAGUCUUGGACGAUGAGGAGUGGAAAAAGACUCUGACUGAACUGCAUCGAAAGGCCGGUGUGGUGGCUGUAGGUGCGGUCAGCUGCGAGAAAGAAGUCGAACUGUGCGAGCGUUACGGUGGACCCGGUGUUCGCGCGUUUCCGUUGGAGCCCAGCAGCGGCAAUAAAGUGAAGCGUGCCGAGGUCCUCCCGCAAAUGUUCACUACGAUUCGCGAGGCAAAAGAGGUUGCUAUUGCGACGAUCCCCGACCAUACUAUUACGAUCACGUCUUCGGCUGAUCUGAACCCGUUCAUUGCUCUUGCACGGGAAAACCGCGCGUUGCCUGUUUUGUUUUUCACGUCCAGGAAGUCUACACCGCCAAUGAUCAAGGCUCUUCCGCUGUCAGUCCCGACACAAAAGAUUAUGGUGGCGGUACUUUACGACGCUGACGAAGAGAUGAAGAAGCAGUUCCUGAUCGAAGCAUCUGCAAAAACCUCACUGGUGUGCUUGGUGCCGACUCGAGCCAACUCAGAAGACCCGACAUCUGGCCAGUUUGGAAUCGUUCCUUACAAGAAGGAAAGCAUGGGCUCGUACACAUACCCGAACAUUAUGCAGUUCAUUCUCCAAGUUUUUGCUCAAUAUCCUCAUCCCCAGGAUGCGGAGCCCGAAAGUGGUGCGAUUGACGUCUCGCCACUCGAUCUAGCGUCCGCUCAGUCGCUUGUGCCGUACAUGACCAAGGAGAACAUUGCUGACCUCUGUGGCGGCAGCAGGAUUUGUGUGAUUGGAUUUUUGGAGGACCACGUUGACACAGUUGCAGACCCGGAGUCUCGCCUAGCCAAGUGGUGGAUGACAUUGGCGCACGUCGCUGCUCAGAGCGCUCAGCGCCGAGAGCCGUUCCAAUUCGUGUGGAUGAAUGGGAAAUGUCAGAAGGAGUUUGCGGAAGCGUUUGGUGUCGGCCUUUUCCAGAUGCCGACGCUCGCGGUAUACGCUCCUUCCAAGCAGCGCUAUGCAACGAAGGUGGGCGCAUUUGACGAGGAGAGUGCGACCGUGUUUUUGAAAAGUGUGCUGGCUGGUAGCAUCAGCACUGCUCCAAUCAAAAGCGUUCCUCAGUUGAGCGACGAGUGUUCGCUGGACGAGAUCCAAGGAGUAGCAAUCGGAGCGGAUGAUGCUACUGAAGAUGACGGAGACAUGGACGAUAUGCUGCGUGAAAUCCUAUCGGAUGAAAAGCAGCAGCGUGACGAGCUGGAAAAAGAGCUGAAGUCGGAGCCGAAGGCGACGGAAAAGAGCAAGAAGAAGAAGCGCAAAUCGAAGAAGAAAAAGUCCAAGAAGUCGAAGAAAAAAGCAGCGCGAGACGAGUUGUAG